GAAGGGUGCCGUAGGUCUCUGCUCUACAGUCACACCUCGCACACGGCUGUUUUUACACUGCUCUGAUAGCAACCUACAUUAGUCUAUGGACAAAUAUUCAUACAUCCUUAUCCAAAGAAUGUCUGUCACUGACAUAUGCUGAACUUUUGGAGAGGUGCGGUGUGGAUGGCUGUCAGCCGGCACGUUGGGAGAUGAUGCGUCGCCAUUGGCUGCUGGUGGGCGUGUGUGGCUGGGUGCUCCUACUGCUCAUGGUUGCUAGUCGCUUCAUCAACUUCAACCUGCGACUACCUGAUGACUAUGGGGGGAAGGUGAAGUUACGGACUUGGACCGAGCUGUCUUUCAAAACAGUCAAACCUCAGAAAGCAAUACAGCAACCUAACAAUUUGUCCACCGUGGGGGCUUUACCCACAAUCCCGUCUGACUGGCGGUCUGUGCGAGAAAGGCGUUUGGAUGUGCUGGCCAGUGUCUGCCGGAACUCUUCCAUUCGGAAUCUCACACACACUCCCAUCAACAAGUUUGUCCUGGACCGCAUAUUUGUGUGUGACAAACAUAAGAUUCUCUUCUGCCAGACCCCCAAGGUUGGCAACACACAGUGGAAGAAGGUCCUCAUUGUUCUCAAUGGAAAAUAUUCUAAGGUAGAGGACAUCCCUGAAGUAUUGGUACAUGACCAUGAAAAGAAUGGCCUUCCCCGCCUCUCCUCCAUGAAAGAAAAUGAGAUUAAAGAAAGAUUGGACACGUACUUCAAGUUCUUUAUUGUUCGAGACCCUUUUGAGCGAAUCAUCUCUGCUUUUAAGGACAAAUUUGUGAAGAACCCUCGCUCUGAACCCUGGUACAAGCAUGACAUCGCCCCUGCCAUAAUUCGCAAAUACCGCAGGAUCCAUCGAGAUCCCGACGACGACUCCAGCCAAGAACCGCCCGGAUUACGCUUUGAAGAUUUCGUACGCUAUCUCGGUGACAUAUCUGGACAGAGGCGACUCAACAGGCAGUUUGGGCAGCAUGUGAUUCACUGGCUGACGUACGUGGAGCUGUGUGCGCCAUGCGAUAUCUCGUACAGCGUGGUGGGUCACCAUGAGACACUGGACCGCGAUGCCCCCUACAUCCUCAAGGCGGCCGGGAUCGAGCACCUGGUGUCCUACCCGACUAUCCCGCCCGGCAUCAUGCUCUACAACCGCACGAAGGUGGAGCGCUACUUCUCCGGGAUCAGCAAGCGCGACGCACGACGCCUCUACAAGCGCUUCCAGGGGGACUUUGACCUCUUUGGCUACCCACGGCCUGACUUCCUGUUGGACUGAGAGAGGCUGCCCCUCCCUUCAACUCCAUGUAGCACCGGCCCUAGCAUGAGGGACGGCCAGCCUGGCCGACCUGAUGGCUUUGGCUGUUCUUUGGCCAAGUGGUGGAGCCCUGAUGGCUUUGGCCUUUCUCGUGAAUGGCAGGGAGGGCGACUAUGAUUGUCCCCUUCCAGUACCUGGGUUUCCCAGCAUAUGGUGAUGGUGGACACUCCCUCUAGAGUUUGAUGAUAAUGGUCAGAUGUUAUCGCUAUAUUGGCCAAGCAAUUGCUGCUUCUUGCUGUAGUGCAGCAACAUUAUUUAACAAGACUACUGUACACUAAAUAUGUAAUGUAGUUACCUGCUCUUACCUUGUCUCCUUUUGGAAAAAUGUGCAAAGACUUGAACUAACAAUUGCAGUAUCUCUUUUUUACAGACCGAUAAACACUCCACAACAUUUAGAUAGUGCCAGAAGAUAAUGACGAUUUGAUAACAGUUGGCAGUUGAGUAGAACAGUAUAAAAUAAAAGUCAACUUUAUGAAUUUAAGAUCAUUAUAAGGGUGUUGGUGGUGGUUGUGGAUGUUGGGGUGUUUGCGACAGAAACUAAAGGGUUGGUUUGAAUCCCUGACCAGCGUAGUGUCAGUAAUAUUGAGAAAUUGCUCUGCACAGAUGUACAACUGUGUUGUAGUGCCCUGUUUCUGCUGACAAAGUGUCCUUGUAGUUGCCAACAAAAUAUACCAUGUAGGUUAAUACUCUGAAUGCCUCUGAAUUUGAUUGCAGUGGAGUAAUACUGAGUGGUAGUAUUGUAGCAUCCAGUAGUUAUUCUGAAACCUUAGUGAAUUCCUACUCAAAAGGUCUGGAGCUGCAUUGUGUCAUGCUAGCUAGGUCAUGAGAUGAUGUCCAGUCUGUUCAAGAGGUUGUAUUAUGUCAGAAAAAUAUAUUAUAUUAUUAUUAUAUUUUAAGAUAAAUGGAAUGGAAAGGACUGUUGUGACUCCUCGUCGGUUAUAAAAAAAGAAAUUUUAAAGCAAAACAAUCAAACCCACGUCACCCUUGCUGUGUGGAUGUUUCACAUUCCCAUACCUAGGACAUAUUUUUCAGGAAAAACAUCAUAUGAAAGAAGUUGUGAUAUGUGACAAACAACUCAUGAAGUCACCACAGUCUUUUUGUCCAGGAGGAUUUGUGUCAAAAUAGCCACCUAUUGCCCCCACAGUGAUGUAGUGUGGCAGAAGACAGUUCAGACUGGGGCACUUUAGUCGUGGGUGUGCAGUGGCGAAAAAAUGACCAAGCACACGCCCAGCCUGUGCAUGAUGACCUCACUCCAGCGCUGUGAUGUCAUUUCCUGUUCACAUUCUUCCGUCAUGAUGGUCUGAAUAUGUUCAUGUCAGUUGCAGUAGGACCAGGGACAUGGAAAGGUGUUACAUUGCACUGAAAUGACUAACUAAAUGACGCAACUAGAACCUC
Molecule: messenger RNA, 2726 nt
Organism: Alosa sapidissima (American shad)
Lineage: Eukaryota; Metazoa; Chordata; Actinopteri; Clupeiformes; Clupeidae
Gene: chst10
Product: carbohydrate sulfotransferase 10
Exons: 6
Coding region: 192-1292 (366 amino acids)
Biological process (GO): proteoglycan biosynthetic process; carbohydrate biosynthetic process
Cellular component (GO): membrane
Molecular function (GO): sulfotransferase activity
Source: RefSeq, a predicted model, not a curated record